UCUCCUUCAUCACACAAAUGGAGUUUCCCUCUCACUUCCCCUCUCCCAGUGCCCCUCACACCUCUCGCUACGCAUUCCAAUGGCCUCUUCCCUUCUCCCUUCCACUCUAUGCGCCCUCACUACAAACCCUAACCCCAUCUCCGUCCACCCCAGAAUCCCAUUUUGGAACCCAAACCCCCGCCCCUUCUCUCUCUCCUCCAAAGCCCAUCGCAGAAACCCUAGACGGUUCUCAAUCCAAGAGCAGCAGGAGAAGAGGGCGGAGCAGUCGCCUUCGGCCUCCGUAGCCGAAGAGGCCGAGGCGGAGGCGAAGAAGUCGGAGACGACUGUGGGAGGAGAAGGGUUGGAUGAGAAGGGGAAGGAGCAGCAGGAGGUGGAUUGGAAAACGGAUGAGGAGUUUAAGAAGUUCAUGGGGAACCCGUCGAUCGAGGCCGCGAUCAAGCUUGAGAAGAAGCGGGCCGAUCGGAAGCUCAGGGAGCUCGAUCGCGAAUCGGAUGGUAAUCCGAUUACCGGGUUCUUCAGGAAUGUGCUUAGGGGUAGGUUGUCGAAGGAGAAAGAGCAGUUGGAGAAGGCCGAGGAGACCUUCAAGGCUUUGGACCUUAACAAGUUGAGGAGUUGUUUUGGAUUUGAUACAUUCUUUGCUGUGGAUGUGCGGAGAUUCGGGGAUGGGGGGAUUUUUGUUGGGAAUCUGAGAAAACCCGUGGAAGAAGUGAUGCCCAAGUUGGAAAAGAAGCUAGCAGAAGCGGCAGGCCGAGAAGUGGUCCUCUGGUUCAUGGAGGAGAAGAGAGAUGACAUAUCAAAGCAGGUCUGCAUGGUACAACCGAAAGCAGAAAUAGAUCUUCAAUUUGAGGCUACAAAGCUGAGUACACCCUGCGGCUAUGUGAGUGCCAUAGUAUUAUGUGUCGCAACUUUUGGAACAAUAGCUUUGAUGAGUGGCUUCUUUCUUAAACCUGGUGCUACUUUUGAUGACUAUAUAUCCGACGUGCUCCCUCUAUUUGGUGGUUUUAUCUCGAUACUUGGAGUCUCCGAGAUUGCGACGAGGUUAACCGCAGCUCGAUAUGGUGUUAAGCUGAGCCCUUCAUUUCUUAUUCCAUCUAAUUGGACCGGAUGCCUUGGUGUUAUUAAUAACUACGAAUCGUUACUACCAAACAAAAAAGCUCUUUUCGACAUCCCGGUUGCCCGCACAGCUAGUGCGUAUUUAACAUCACUGGCACUAGCUGUCACCGCAUUCGUGGUUGAUGGUAGUUUUAAUGGUGGGGAUAAUGCAUUAUUUGUAAGGCCACAGUUUUUCUACAACAAUCCCCUUCUUUCUUUUGUUCAACUGGUGAUUGGGCCAUAUGCAGAUGAAUUGGGAAAUGUAUUACCUAAUGCUGUUGAAGGUGUAGGGGUUCCCGUUGACCCUCUUGCUUUUGCUGGACUUCUAGGAAUGGUUGUGACAUCGUUAAACCUUCUGCCAAUUGGUCGGCUGGAAGGCGGGCGGAUAGCUCAAGCACUGUUUGGGAGGGGCACUGCAGCCGUGCUCUCUUUCGGCGCGUCACUUCUCUUAGGAAUCGGUGGCCUAAGCGGCAGUGUCCUUUGCUUGGCGUGGGGUUUAUUUUCAACUUUCUUCCGAGGUGGGGAGGAAAUUCCGGCGAAGGACGAGAUCACUCCUCUAGAGAACGAUCGCUUUGCAUGGGGCUUCAUCUUGGCUAUCACUUGCUUCCUCACUCUCUUUCCAAAUGGUGGUGGUACAUACUCAAACUCCAUUUUCGGCCCUCCAUUCUUCAGGGGUGAUCUCUAAUUGCUCUAUUGCUUACGGUGAUUUUAUGUAAAUGCAUAUACUGUUGCAAUCUGUAUUGUAAUUGUAUAAUGUGCUGUAGAUAUAAAUUUGUAUCAUAAGAAAUCCGAAUACUAAUUUGAAUAAGAGGAAGAACCUUGGAAGUUAUUACUUUAACAGUGGAAGGUAAAGAUGUAACCUUUCUC
Messenger RNA from Ananas comosus (pineapple), 1959 nucleotides. Its product is annotated as probable zinc metalloprotease EGY3, chloroplastic. Lineage: Eukaryota; Viridiplantae; Streptophyta; Magnoliopsida; Poales; Bromeliaceae. The record is from RefSeq and is a predicted model, not a curated record. The transcript is spliced from 6 exons. Bases 80 to 1777 code for a protein of 565 amino acids.